Molecule: messenger RNA, 873 nt
Organism: Eremomyces bilateralis CBS 781.70
Lineage: Eukaryota; Fungi; Ascomycota; Dothideomycetes; Eremomycetales; Eremomycetaceae
Product: WD40 repeat-like protein
Exons: 2
Coding region: 1-873 (290 amino acids)
Molecular function (GO): protein binding
Source: RefSeq, a predicted model, not a curated record
AUGCCCUCGAUACAUGACCUCUUACUGGACUUGAAGCAAGGCAGAGACCAUAGUAAGCAGACUCUCAAGGGCCAAUGGGGCUCGGUUAAUGCCGUGGCCUUCUCGCUAGACAGCAGGACUCUAGCGUCGGCAUCUGACGACAGGACGGUCAGGCUAUGGGACGGCGGGUCGGGCGUGCUGCUGCGGAAGCUCAAGGGCCAUUCUAAUUGGGUCAGGGCCGUGGCCUUCUCGCCGGGUGACAGGACGCUGGCGUCGGCAUCGCGCGACAGGAUGGUCAGGCUAUGGGACGGAGGGUCGGGCUCGCUGCUGCAGACGCUUAAGGGCCAUUCGGACAAUGUUCGGGCUGUGGCCUUCGCGCCGGACGGUUGGACGCUGGCAUCGGCAUCUGACGACGGGACCGUUAAGCUUUGGGACGCCGGUUCGGGCGCGGAGCUCCAGACGCUUACGGACCAUUCGGGUGAUGUCGCGGCCGUGUCCUCCUCGCCGGACGGCAGGACACUAGCGUCGGCAUCUCACGAUAGGACGAUCAAGCUAUGGGACGCCAGGUCGGGCGCGCUGCUACAGACGCUCGAGGGGCAUUCGACCUGGGUCAGGGCUGUGGCCUUCGCGCCGGACGGCAAGGCGCUGGCGUCGGCAUCUAACGACGUGACGAUCAGGCUAUGGGACGCCCGGUCGGGCGCGGCGCUGCAGACACUCAAGGGCCAUUCGACUGGCAAGCUAUGGGACGCCGGGUCGGGCUCGCUACUGCAGACGCUCGAGGGCCAUUCGAGCUGGGUCAGGACCGUGGCCUUCUCGCCGGACGGCAAGACGCUGGCGUCGGCAUCUGAGGACGGGACGGUCAGGCUAUGGGACGCCGGUUAUAAUCUUUCUUAA